Molecule: messenger RNA, 1701 nt
Organism: Symbiodinium sp. CCMP2592
Lineage: Eukaryota; Dinophyceae; Suessiales; Symbiodiniaceae
Source: the annotation of a GenBank genome assembly
AUGCUGGCAGGGCUUGUGGUCUUUGACAUCGUCCAUGUGCCCUCGCCUUUGCAUGCGGUGCCUUUGCGGGAGCAGCGCUUGGAGAGUGAGGAGAAUGUGCGAGGCAAGCACAUGGACUUUUUGGAGCUGCUGUGUUGGAUAGUCUUCGGCGUGAUCUUCUACAUGAAGGUCGUGAGGGACUACCCGAUGCUGCUCCGACACAAUGCAGCCUCCACGCAAAUCAUGUCGAUGCAUCCUGUGGCUAUAGCGACCGGGCGUGCGCGCUGGAAACCUAACUUUUGGCUUUCCUGCUGCUGCUUCCCGUCGCGGCAGGCGCUGAACUUCCAUGCUGCCGGCAUCGCGCACUAUUGGCUCGCCUUUGUCGGCUCUUUGAUGUGUCCUUGCUGCCUCACUUGGUACAGCCUCACCCAUCGUUCGUCGUCGCCAUCACUGCAGCGAAAACUGGGCGGGCGUGACUACGACUGCUGGAAAGGUGCCAUUUGCGCCUGCUUUUGCAGCUGCUGCAUUGUGACCUGGCACGCGGAAGCUCUCGAUGCUGCAACAGGCGUCCGAACCGGCUGCUGCGGUGCGGCUUUGGCACGAGAGGGGGAUGGUCAUGAGCCGCUCCUAGCGGCAGAGCCCCCUGCGGUGGAGACGCCCCAGUACAAAAGGGGUCUGAGUGAGAAGAGGGGAUCUCGCUACCCGCCACUGCCUCGCCCUGGCACACCGAUCAACUUACCGGUGCCGAAAGCACCACCGGCGCCCAAGGGCAGAGCGCGACCCAGUGUCGCGCCACAUCUGGAGGGCCACGCAAUCACCCCUCAUGGCUCUCCACACUCCUCGGAGUUCGUGGCUGCCCAGCCUGUACCUCACCCUGCUCCUCCCACGGAGGACAGCUCGAGGCGUCAGCAUCACCGACAGGAAGUACCCAUCGAUCCCUCCGAGUCACCACAGGCCACUGACAGGAGCUCGACCGAAGCGACGGAGGAGGGGGACCUGGCUGAUUCCGCGGAAGAGCACCCAUUCGACUCGCCGAUCUGCACUCCAGAUAGGGCCGCUGGAUCUUCUCCCCAAGCGUCGCCGCGUCUUGGCUCCAAGAGGGGGUCUUCAACCUCCAGGAGUGGAUCGAAACAGUCGACCGCCGGGAAGCAGUCCUUGGCGCGCGUCUCCUCGAAGCUCCGAAAAGGCUCCAAGGAAAAGAGUCUGGAGCCAGCGCUGCCCGGUGGCUGGACGACCACGACGGAGCGCAACAACUUUCUGCAGAAGGUGCGACGCGAUCUCGGCCACCGAGACAACGAGAGGCUCGAACGGCUCGAGGCGAUCAUGGAGGUGAGGCAGUUGGCACUCCAACGGCAGAAUUGCUGGCCUUUGUGGGAAGACGAGCAGGUCCGAAGGGCGCUGUUGGAUGCAAUUCAGGCACCCGACCCGGAGCGCGGCAAGAGCCUUUACGUCGACGAGGGGCCUCCGCCUAACCAUCCGACCAUCCGGACCGCCGCCUGCGGCGUGCUGGUUCAGCUGGCAUUGGACGAUGCUGUUCAGUACGAAAUGGCAAGCGACACCCUCGUACGUGAAAGCAUCGCACAGUAUGCUGCGGCAAUACCUCUGGAGGACGUUCGUAGCGCCCUGAGGACCGGCAACUACGGCCGGGCCGGGUUAAAGACGGCCGUAACCCAACAUCAGCAGACCCAGAAAGCUCAAUUCAUCGCCACGCAUGGGUGGUAG